Messenger RNA from Insectozyma verbasci, 720 nucleotides. The record is from the annotation of a GenBank genome assembly. Lineage: Eukaryota; Fungi; Ascomycota; Pichiomycetes; Serinales; Debaryomycetaceae.
AUGUUAUUUUCCAUUCUAUAUUACAUUGCAGUAUGUGCUGCUAUAGGAUUUACUGGUGAAAUUGUUAAUGUUCCAUCAUCAAUUAAUGAAUUGUAUCAUCAUAAAUCUAAAUCCAUUCCCAAUGGUAAUAAUUAUCAAUCAAGAAUAAAAUUAGAUUUAUAUAAAUUGAAUGACAAGUUUAAUAAGAUUGAUUUCAGUUCGAAAUCAGCUACAUUAGACCGAAAUUAUAAAUUCAAAUUUAACGAUUUAUUACCAGGUGAAUACGAACUAAUAAUAAAUUCAUAUGAUUUCGUUAUCGAGCCAUAUCAAUACAAGAUUAAUAUUACAGAUGAUGAAUCAAUAGUAGCAUUUAAACAUGAAUUUGGUAUAACAAAUGAAACUUCAAUUCAAAGUAUAAUCAAUAGUCCAUUACUUUUUCAAUUCACUGAUUUUAAACAAUUUUAUGAAAAAUCAUCAAAUUCAGUCUAUGAUAUGUUAUUAAAUAGUCCGUUUGGAUUUAUAUUCAGAAAUAGAGUCUAUACAAUGAUCUUCACUGUUUGCUUAGGUAUUAUGAUUACACCAUAUAUUUUACAAUGGGUCAAUCCCGAAUUUGCUGAACAAUUGAAAGAAAUACAAGUCCAAGAAGCUCACAGUAGAUUAGGUGAAAAAGUUGUACAACCAGAUGCUGAAUCAAUACCAAUUAGAAAUCCACAAAAUAAACUUAAAAAAAGAAGGUCGUAA